AUGGACGUCCCUGGCCAAGGCUCACAAGUGCAGCCUCUCCUUGAUGAGGCCAAGACACUUGUCUCCCAACUCUACAAUCCGGUCAACACUGGCAACCCUGCCAAGAUCAAGGCCAUCCAAGAACAACUGCAGACCCUUCAAAGGAGUCCGCAGGCAUGGCUGAUUGCCAACUAUCUCCUCAGUGAUCAAAGCACAGACCUGAGGUUCUUUGGCGCUUUGACAUUUACUGUCAAGAUCAAUCAGGACUGGCAACAGCUCAGUGAAAAUGAGAUCCAGGAGGUCCUGGCCCGUCUCAUUGACCAUUUUGUCUUUCUGGUCAACGGAGGAGAGCAGGCUUUGGUGAUCCGCAAGCUGGCUUCCAGCUUAGCCACGAUCUUUCUAAAGCCUAAAGCCCCGUGGACUCGUGCAAUUAAGAGUCUAGCGGCCUCUCUGGCAAAUGGAAAGUACGUCCCGGAGCAACAGUGCCAGUCUUUCGACUUGCAAAAUGCGAUCCUUCCGGCGAUGCCCGAAAGAUACGUGGCCAGCCUGCUUUCUUUCUGCAAUAUCCUGGGCGAAGAAAUCAACAGGUCCUCGGAGUCUCGCAAACCCGAAGACGCCGACCGUAUUUCUCAGAAUGUGGAAGACGCGUUCGCUCUGGUGAACUUUGUUCUUUACAAUAUCCUGCAGCAGCGGGCUUCUGGUAAUACUAUUCCCGAAGGUCCCGGAACGGAGACUAUCAAUUCAUACCACUCAUGGAUGUCCGUCCGAAGUGCAUUCCCCUCGCGCGACGCUGUAUCCACGUCGCAGCCUGACACCACAACCAAUUAUGUUAUCCAGACCUUGAAUAUCCCCAGUCUUUCCAAAUCUGCAGGGCAGGUCCUGGUUGAAAUCCUAGAUUGGCGGGACAACACAUUCAAACCAGACCAUCUCGAGUCAAUCCUGGAAUAUCUCGUCAGCGACACCGGUAGCAAGCACGUGAUGGGGCUCCUCGACGCCGAUUAUGAUGAGGAGAACAUGACGUAUCUAGAGCUCCUACUGGCCUAUGCAUCACUGAAGCAGCGGGAUUUGCUAACGAAGACUCUUGAUCGACAGCAUGCGCGACUGCUGGAAUUGCUGCAUACCGCGUUCAGGGCUUCCGGAUUCGCAGCAAUCGAAGAUAUGGCGAGCCCGUUGUUGGUAGAAUGGUGGACAGAAGUUGCAGACGACCUCCAGGAAAUCAUGCUGGAAGCAGAAGAUCAGUCCGCAUUCGCAUUCGCCAAACAAAACCUAGCUCGCGCUGCCACGAACUGCUUCGCCAAGCUGCACUGGCCGGAUUUGUUUCUCCUGCGAGAAUGGUCCGAUGAUGAUCGCGCCGAAUUUGCGUCUUUUCGCCGUGACGUCUGCGAUUUUCUUCUGGCCAUCUAUCCCAUGCUAGGUGUUGAGUUGGUCCAGGUGUUCCAGGAGCGCGCCACGCAGUCGCUUGAACAGAAGAAAUGGACCACCUUCGAGGCGGCCAUCUUCUGCAUUGCCCAGCUUUGCGAGGCGGUUGAUGAAAAUCAGCAUGCGGAUCAGUGUCUGAAUACGAUUUUCUUCAGCGAUGAAUUCGCUCGGUUGUGCGAGAGCAACGAGCUGGAGGUGCCGGACAAGGCCCGCCAAACCCUGGUGGACAUGUUUGGAAAAUACCGGUCGUACUUUGAACGGACCCACGCCUUGCUCCCCCGGGUAUUGACAUUCCUGUUCGCUUCGCUCGAGGUGUCUACGUGCGCCUCGGCCGCAUCCCGGUCCAUCUCCUACCUCUGCAAAUCCUGCCGUAAUGCUCUUACCUUUGAGCUGCCCGCGUUCAUGGCCCAAUUUGAACAGUUCCGCAUGAAACCCACCGCCACGACCUCCACCAUGGAGAAGGUGUUGGAGGGAAUAGCAGCGAUAGUACAGACCCUACCGUCCGACGAAGAGAAAACCCACAUCCUCGAAGGCAUUCUAAAACAUUUCCACGAACAGGCGAUGCUAGCACGGGAUCAAGCCGCGCGCGGCCUCGUCGAUCCCGCCCGCUACCUGGCUCACAUGGUGCUUCGGUGCGUGGCCAGUAUUGGCAGAGGCCUCCGAACGGAAAACGAAAUCGCCCUAGACGGCGGCCCCGGCGAAGACAGCAACCCCUACCCACCCACAUUUUGGAAUGCCGGCAAUGGCGCUGCCUCGCAGAACCUAAUCAUGCAAUGCAUGCAACUCCUCGUGACCGACUUCCCCCUGGACGUGGCCAUCAUCGAAGCGGCCUGCGACAUCCUCAAGGCCGGUUACACCGAGCGAACGGGUCCGUACGUCUUCCCACCAAUGGUGACAGUCAACUUUGUCAAGAGCAUCCCUUUCGGCAGCGCCGGCACGGACAUGGUGAUGGGCACGGCCUCGGCGUUCCUCGCCUCCCACGGCGCGCACCCCGAGCACGUUCGCGAGGAGACGGUGGCGCUGAUCGUGCACGUCUACGGCUCGUUCUGCUGGAUGCAUGAAAAGCCGGAGUUUUAUGACCCCGAGGUGGCCAACAGCGGCAUGGACUUCCUGACCCGCCUGCUCCCCCGGUACCAUCCCUACCUGUUCGCGCUGACCAGCACGCCCCCGGAGCCCAGUGCCGCCGAUGCCGACGGGCAACUGCAGCGACCGCCAGUGCUCCAGGCCAUCUUGAACUUCACGCUUCUGUCAUUGCAGGGCACGGAUCCACUCCCCCUACGGUCGGCGUCUCAGUUCUGGGUCAGCACCAUCAAUCUCCCUACGGAAGUCGAGUCCGUGCAGGUAGCCAUCCGCGACAGUCUUCCCGCGCUAUGUCGCAUUCUCAUCGUGCAGGUAGCCGGGCGGUGCGCGCGGUCCGAUCUCGACCAUCUGUGCGAAGUGCUGCGCCGAGUGAUUUUCAAACAUCAGGGCCACGCGCGCCCACAUCUGGCGACGGCAUUGUCCGAGUUGCCCGACACCGGCGCGGCUAAGAGCGAGGCGGAAGUGGCUACUGUUCGUCAGGAGAGACAGCGCUUCCUUGCGUCGCUGAUCGCCGCUCGAGGCGCCAAGUCGCAAACGGCCCAGCUGACCCGGACUUUUUGGAUGAAGAGUCGGGGAACGGGGUUCGACUAUGUCAGGUAG
This is a messenger RNA of Aspergillus melleus, 3078 nucleotides long. It is a transcript of the gene PDR6, whose product is annotated as putative importin 13. The record is from RefSeq and is a predicted model, not a curated record. Gene Ontology annotation, molecular function: small GTPase binding. The transcript has 4 exons. NCBI's taxonomy places the organism in Eukaryota, Fungi, Ascomycota, Eurotiomycetes, Eurotiales, Aspergillaceae. Gene Ontology annotation, cellular component: nuclear membrane; cytoplasm. Gene Ontology annotation, biological process: protein import into nucleus. The coding region runs from base 1 to 3078 and encodes 1025 amino acids.